Molecule: messenger RNA, 585 nt
Organism: Mizuhopecten yessoensis (Yesso scallop)
Lineage: Eukaryota; Metazoa; Mollusca; Bivalvia; Pectinida; Pectinidae
Product: gelsolin-like protein 1
Exons: 5
Molecular function (GO): actin filament binding
Source: RefSeq, a predicted model, not a curated record
AAUUUCGAAGUGACCGAUUGGCCGGAAGAGGAUUAUGGGAAGUUUUACGAGGGCGAUUCCUACAUCAUCCUCGAUACUUAUAAAAAGUCCGGAAGUGACGCAAUCUACCAUCACAUUCACUUUUGGAUCGGGAAAUACAGCACACAGGACGAGUACGGUACGGCAGCCUACAAGACGGUGGAGCUAGCAACAUACCUAGGGGGUAACCCCAUCCAACACAGGGAGAUCCAGGAACACGAGUCCAAAAUGUUCCGCAAGUACUUUGUGGCAAUCACGUACCUAAAGGGCGGCGCGGACAGUGGUUUCCGGACAGUCAAGUCGGAGGAGUAUACCCCACGCCUUCUUCACUUCCACGGAGACAGACGUGGCGUCACAGUUAAGGAGAUUCCCAGGGACAAAAACAAGCUGGAUUCGACUGACGUUUACAUACUUGAUCUUGGCCUGGUGAUUUAUCAGUGGAACGGCAAAGGUAGCAACAAGGACGAGCGGUUCCAGGUAGGUAGCAACAAGGACAAGUGGGUCAAGGUAGGUAGCAAAAAGGACGAGUGGGUCAAGGUAGGUAGCAACAGAGACGAGCGGGUCAAG